Messenger RNA from Insectozyma verbasci, 666 nucleotides. The record is from the annotation of a GenBank genome assembly. NCBI's taxonomy places the organism in Eukaryota, Fungi, Ascomycota, Pichiomycetes, Serinales, Debaryomycetaceae.
AUGACUACUGCUACUCCAACUGUUUUAUGGGCUCAACGUUCAUCUUCAACUGAUGCUGAAAAAAAUUUAAUUUAUUUAACAAUUGAAUUAUUAGAUCCAAAAGAUUUAAAAAUUGAUUUAAAACCAGAAUAUUUGGAAUUAAAUGCUACAUCAAAUGAAACUCCAUAUCAUUUAAAAAUUGAAUUUUAUGCUAAAGUUAAUCCAGACUUAUCUAAAAUUAAUACAACUAAUGGUUCUCAUAUUUUUAUAAUUUUAAGAAAAGAAGAAUUAAAUGAAGAAUACUGGCCACGGUUAACAAGUGAAAAAAUCAAGUUACACAACAUCAAAACCGAUUUUAAUAAAUGGGUCGAUGAAGAUGAACAAGAUGAAGCUAAAGAUGAUAAUUUAGAUGGACCUGGUAAUAUGGAUUUCUCACAAAUGAUGGGUGGAAUGGGUGGCCCAGGUGGCCCAGGUGGACCAGGUGGUAUGGGAGGUAUGGGAGGUAUGGAUUUUGCUUCAAUGAUGGGUGGUGCUGGAGGUGCUGGAGGUCCAGGAGGUUUUGAUUUAGCUUCAAUGAUGAAAAAUAUGAAUCCAGAUGAUUUAAAAGCAGCAGCAGGUGGACAAGAAGAUGAAAACCCAGCUGAAGGUGAAGAAGAAGAAGAAAUAGAAGAAAUUAAAAAAGAUUAA